CCAACCGGUUCGAUCCCAAGAUGCGCUUCACCCUCGCCACCGUUGUUGCCGCCCUGCCCUACCUCGUCUCCGCGACCAUCGUCCCGGAGCAGCACGGCCAGUCGCGCUCCAUCUCCCUCGGCAAGCGCUCGAACCUCCGCGGCGAGGACGGCGUCGUGAACGCGGACAACCUCCGUGCUCACCUCAAGAGCACCGUCGGCAAAAUCCAGCGUGGCGCCGCCGCUUUCGAGCGCAACACCGGCGCUCGCCACCCCGCCGCCUCGGCGUCCACCCCGGCCAAGCGUGACGUCGCCUCGGACAAGCUCACCGACGACUCGGAGGAGCUCUGGUACGGCAAGAUCUCCGUCGGCACCCCCGCGGUCACCUACACCGUCGACUUCGACACCGGUAGCAGCGACCUCUUCCUGCCCGGCGCCAACUGCGGCAGCACCUGCUCCGGCCACACCAAGUACAAGCACACCGCCAGCAGCACCUCCAAGGCGCUCGGCAAGUCCUUCAGCCUCGCCUACGGCGACGGCUCGACCGUCAAGGGCAAGCAGUACACCGACACCGUCAAGAUCGCCGGCCUCACCGCCAAGAAACAAACCCUCGGCUCCGCCUCGCAGUACUCGAGCGGCUUCGAGUCGUCCAACUUCCCCGCGGACGGCCUGAUGGGCAUGGGCUUCAAGUCCAUCUCCGAGUACAACGCCGACCCCGUCUUCCAGACGCUCGUCAAGGACGGCGAGACGACCGACGGCGUGUUCGCGUUCAAGCUCUCCGACUCGGGCGCGGAGCUCACCCUCGGCGGCCUGAACGACGACCUCUACUCGGGCAAGAUCACCUACGUCGACGUCACCCAGGAGGGCUACUGGCAGGUCGACGUGGACGCCGUCAACGUCGAGAGCGACAAGGUGCUCGGCUCGACGAGCGCCAUCAUCGACUCGGGCACGACCCUCGUCGUCGCCACCACCUCGGACGCCAAGAAGUUCUACGACGCCAUCGACGGCGCCGAGGAAGCGACCGACAUCGGCGACGGCUACUACACCGUCCCCUGCGACUCCAUCCCCGACGUCAGCCUCACCUUCGGCGGCAAGGAGUUCAAGAUCUCCUCCGACACCUUCAACCUCGGCCAGGAGUCCUCGGGCUCGUCCAAGUGCGUCGGCGGCAUCGUCGGCGAGGACACCGGGCUCGACUUUUGGAUCGUCGGCGACGUGUUCAUGCGCAACGUCUACACCGUGUUCGACGUCGACAACAGCCGCGUCGGUUUUGCGGAGCUGGCUUAAAGAGUUUUUUUUGAUCCAUCAUCGUAACUCCGUCGGCCGAUCCUCCCCCACCUACCCUGCAUCCCCUCACGGACAUUCGUCACCGCAUACCCCACUCACGUCAAUGUAUCUUUAUCGCCUUGCUUUUCU
Punctularia strigosozonata HHB-11173 SS5 is the source of this 1391-nucleotide messenger RNA. Its product is annotated as acid protease. The record is from RefSeq and is a predicted model, not a curated record. Gene Ontology annotation, molecular function: aspartic-type endopeptidase activity. Gene Ontology annotation, biological process: proteolysis. Bases 21 to 1262 code for a protein of 413 amino acids. Lineage: Eukaryota; Fungi; Basidiomycota; Agaricomycetes; Corticiales; Punctulariaceae. The transcript has 5 exons.